Monodelphis domestica (gray short-tailed opossum) is the source of this 13759-nucleotide messenger RNA. It is a transcript of the gene TENM1, whose product is annotated as teneurin transmembrane protein 1. Lineage: Eukaryota; Metazoa; Chordata; Mammalia; Didelphimorphia; Didelphidae. Gene Ontology annotation, molecular function: protein homodimerization activity; cell adhesion molecule binding; protein heterodimerization activity. Gene Ontology annotation, cellular component: membrane; neuron projection. Gene Ontology annotation, biological process: signal transduction; heterophilic cell-cell adhesion; neuron development. The record is from RefSeq and is a predicted model, not a curated record.
CGCUGUGGAGCUGUCAAACCGGGCAUGCUCAGUAGACAGGGCAGGUUUUUUGGUCGCGAGUAGCUGAGAAACAUUUUUUGCACCAGCGGCAGCGGCAGCGGCAGCGGCAGCAGCCUCAGCCUCAGAGAGCAGCAGCAGCAGCAGCAGCGGUGGCACUGGUAGCCGCCGCCGCCGCAACAGCAGCAGCGGCGGUCUUUCAGGCAGCCGCAGCAGCCCUAACCGGGCGAGCUUCAGCGGAGCCUCUGAGUUCACCUCCGAGUCACCCAGCACCCAGAGCUCCAGCUCUCCUCUCCUGCCUUCUUUUCUCCUGUCUUCUCCUCUCCUCUACUGAGCGUGUCCUCUCUUUCUCCCUUUUCUCUCCCUCUUUUUCUCUUUUCUCUUUCCCCUCUCUUCUUUUUUCUUUCUCUCCCUUUCUUUUUUCGCGUUUCUUUCUCUUCUCUCUCCCUUUUCUUCUCUCUUUCUCUCACGCACGCAUACUCAAACACAUAUUGGAAGAUUCAUAGACUUAAGCAUACACCACAGACUCUCUUUCUCUCUUUCUCUCUCACUCACUCACUCACAACACACACAUACACACACACACACACACACACACACACACAUACACACAGACACACACGCGCUCACACACCCGACCGAUUCUGACACUUCGAGCUCGAGCGCUUUCCUCUUCCUAGCUGCUGCUGGAGCUGGGCUCAGUCCCUGGCGUAGGUGCCAGAGGGAGGAGGAGGAAGGAGUGCCGAGAGUGAGGAGAGAACAGCCCCGGCUCUUGCCCCGUGUCCCGUGCCCCUGCCCCUGUCCCGGCCGCUGCCGCCUCCCUCUUUUCCUCUUCCUCCUACUUGGCACCUCCGGGAUGCGGCCAGCUGAGCCGCCACCGUUUCCUCUUCGGCAGCCGCAGUAAUGUGGAUUUAUAGUCGCUCCUCUCUGGAGGCUGGCCAGUCCCCAGCACAGACCUCGGCACAGGCAGAGGCAUCGGCGCACCUACAACUCUCUGGGCUGGGCAGAGGCCGGCGCCGCUGAGCACCUGGCAGUUCAGCCCAAACUUGAUUUCGGACUCGGGAGGUUCAGGGAACCAACCUCCUCAGGUGCUCCGGAACUUUGACUCUUUCCUGAUCAAAUCCAUUUUCUGAUUUACACCGGCCUAGAGGACUGCCCACGAUAAGGUGUCGGGUUUUUUUCAUUUCCUGACAUUUGAGCUUUCUUAAUCAAAGAUGGAGCAAAUGGACUGUAAGCCCUACCAGCCUCUGUCCAAAGUCAAGCAUGAAAUGGAUCUAGCUUACACUAGCUCUUCAGAUGAGAGUGAAGAAGGACGAAAACCGGGACAACCCUAUAACUCCCGUGAAACUCUUCACGAGUAUAACCAAGAGCUCCGUCUCCAUUGUAACAGCCAGAGCAGAAAGAGGAAGGAAGUCGAGAAAUCUACUCAAGAGAUGGAAUUCUGUGAGACUCCCCACAUUUUGUGCUCAGGCUACCAGACAGACUUGCACGGUGUAUCUCAACAUGGCUACCAGUUAGAGAUGGGCUCUGAUGUGGAUACAGAGACAGAAGGUGGCACCUCUCCUGAGCAUGCCUUGAGGAUGUGGAUGAGGGGAAUGAAAUCAGAACACAGUUCGUGUUUAUCAAGCCGGGCCAACUCUGCACUGUCCUUGACUGAUACUGACCAUGAAAGGAAGUCUGAUGGUGAAACUGACAUGCCGAAUAGCCCACACAACCAGUUUACCUUCAGACCCCUCCCACCACCGCCACCACCUCCACAUGCAUGUACCUGUGCCAGGAAGCCACCUCCCACAGCGGACUCUCUCCAGAGGAGGUCAAUGACUACUCGAAGCCAACCCAGCCCUGCAGCACCGACUCCUCCAACCAGUACCCAGGAUUCUGUGCAUCUGCACAACAGUUGGGUCUUGAAUAGCAACAUACCGUUGGAGACAAGGCACUUCCUAUUUAAACAUGGAUCUGGCUCUUCAGCUAUCUUCAGUGCAGCCAGUCAGAAUUACCCUUUAACAUCCAAUACAGUUUACUCUCCACCUCCCCGGCCACUUCCAAGGAGCACAUUUUCUAGACCUGCCUUCACUUUUAACAAGCCUUACAGAUGCUGUAAUUGGAAAUGCACAGCCCUGAGUGCCACUGCCAUCACCGUGACUCUGGCUCUGUUGCUGGCCUAUGUGAUUGCAGUACAUCUGUUUGGCCUGACUUGGCAAUUGCAGCCAGUUGAAGGACAACUCUACGAAAAUGGAGUUAGCAAGGGAAACCGAGGGACUGAAUCAAUGGAUGCUACCUACCCACCAAUCGGGGGAAAGGUUUCUGAUAAAACAGAGAAAAAAGUGUAUCAGAAAGGACGUGCUAUAGACACAGGAGAAGUUGACAUUGGAGCACAAGUCAUGCAAACCAUCCCACCUGGCUUAUUCUGGCGAUUUCAGAUCAUGAUUCACCACCCAAUCUAUCUGAAAUUUAACAUUUCUCUAGCCAAGGACUCUUUGUUGGGAAUUUAUGGAAGAAGAAAUAUUCCACCUACCCAUACUCAGUUUGAUUUUGUAAAACUGAUGGAUGGAAAACAGCUCCAGAAACAGGAUCCCAAGAACUCGGAGGACUCACAGCCCAGCCCAAGGAACCUGAUCUUAACCUCCCUGCAGGAGACAGGCUUCAUAGAGUACAUGGAUCAAGGGGCUUGGUACCUGGCAUUCUACAAUGAUGGAAAAAAGAUGGAACAAGUGUUUGUGUUAACUACAGCGAUUGAAAUAAUGGAUGACUGCUCUACAAACUGCAAUGGAAAUGGAGAGUGUAUCUCUGGCCACUGCCACUGUUUCCCAGGAUUCCUUGGCCCCGACUGUGCAAGAGAUUCAUGCCCUGUGCUCUGUGGUGGAAAUGGAGAGUAUGAGAAAGGACACUGUGUCUGUCGGAAUGGAUGGAAAGGGCCAGAGUGUGAUGUACCUGAGGAACAAUGCAUUGACCCAACCUGCUUUGGCCAUGGCACCUGCAUCAUGGGAGUUUGCAUCUGCAUGCCAGGAUACAAAGGCGAAGUCUGCGAAGAAGAGGACUGCCUGGAUCCAAUGUGUUCUGGCCAUGGCAUCUGUGUCAAAGGAGAAUGUCACUGCUCCACUGGCUGGGGAGGAGUCAACUGUGAAACUCCUCUUCCUGUGUGUCAAGAGCAGUGUUCCGGACAUGGGACUUUCCUUUUGGAUGCCGGAGUCUGCAACUGUGAAUCCAAGUGGACGGGGCCUGACUGCUCAACAGAACUCUGCACCAUGGAUUGUGGUAGCCACGGAGUCUGCUCCAGGGGAAUUUGCCAGUGUGAAGAAGGCUGGGUAGGACCCACUUGUGAGGAGCGCACCUGCCCUGCUCAUUGUGCUGAACAUGGACACUGCAGAGAUGGGAAGUGUGAGUGCAGCCCAGGCUGGGAAGGAGACCACUGUACUAUUGCUCACUACUUAGAUGCUGUCCGAGAUGGUUGCCCAGGGCUGUGCUUUGGAAAUGGGAGAUGUACCCUGGAUCAGAAUGGUUGGCACUGUGUAUGUCAGGUGGGCUGGAGUGGUACAGGAUGCAACAUUGUCAUGGAAAUGGUUUGUGGAGACAGCCUGGACAAUGAUGGAGAUGGUUUGACUGACUGUGUGGACCCUGACUGCUGCCAACAAAGCAACUGUUACAUCACCCCUCUCUGCCAGGGCUCCCCAGAUCCCUUGGACCUCGUUCAGCAGAGCCUACCUCUGCUCUCCCAGCAUCCUCCUCAACUCUUCUACGACCGAAUCAAAUUCCUCAUUGGCAAAGACAGCACUCACGUCAUUCCUAGAGACGUCUCAUUUGACAGCAGACGUGCCUGUGUGAUCCGAGGCCAAGUUGUGGCUGUGGACGGGACACCUCUAGUUGGGGUGAAUGUCAGCUUCUUAGGCCACAGCGAUUAUGGAUAUACUAUCAGCCGGCAAGAUGGAAGCUUUGAUCUCGUGGCCAUUGGAGGGAUUUCUGUCACUUUGGUCUUUGACCGAUCACCAUUCUUGUCUGAAAAGAGGACCCUCUGGUUACCUUGGAACCAGUUUAUAGUAGUGGAGAAAGUGACCAUGCAGAGAGCUACUGCUGCUUCUCCAGCCUGUGACAUCUCUAGCCUGAUGAUCCCAAACCCAAUUGUGCUCCCUUCUCCCCUCACAUCAUUUGGAGGGUCUUGCCCCGAGAGGGGGUCUGUUGUUCCAGAGCUCCAGGUUGUCCAGGAGGAGAUCCCCAUUCCGUCCAGCUUCGUGAAGCUGAGUUACCUGAGCAGCCGAACCCCAGGCUACAAAACCCUGCUCCGAAUUCUACUGACCCACUCGGCUAUCCCCAUGGGGAUGAUCAGGGUGCACCUCACUGUGGCCGUAGAAGGACGUCUAGUACAGAAGUGGUUUCCUGCUGCAAUCAAUCUUGUCUAUACAUUUGCCUGGAACAAAACCGACAUCUAUGGGCAGAAGGUUUCGGGCCUAGCAGAGGCAAUAGUGUCAGUAGGCUACGAGUAUGAAACAUGCCCUGACUUUAUUCUCUGGGAGAAAAGGACGGUGGUUCUACAAGGGUUUGAGAUGGAUGCUUCUAAUCUAGGAGGCUGGACCUUGAAUAAGCAUCAUAUUUUGAAUCCACAAAGUGGAAUUGUGCAUAAAGGGAAUGGAGAAAACAUGUUCAUUUCCCAGCAGCCUCCUGUCAUCGCAACCAUCAUGGGCAAUGGGCACCAGAGAAGUGUUGCCUGCACCAACUGCAAUGGCCUGGCCUACAACAAUAAACUUUUUGCUCCAGUUGCCUUAGCAUCUGGCCCAGAUGGCAGUGUUUAUAUUGGGGACUUCAAUUUUGUAAGAAGAAUAUUUCCAUCUGGAAAUUCCAUUAGUAUUUUGGAAUUAAGGAACAGAGAUACCAGACACAGCACCAGUCCUGCUCACAAAUACUAUCUGGCUGUGGAUCCAGUGUCUGAAUUCCUUUACCUCUCAGACACAAAUACAAGAAGAGUCUACAGGUUGAGAUCUCUUGGAGAAACCAAAGAUCUGGCUAAGAAUUUUGAUGUAGUGGCGGGAACAGGUGAUCAGUGCCUUCCCUUCGACCAAAGUCAUUGUGGAGAUGGAGGGAGAGCAUCAGAAGCUGCACUCAACAGCCCUAGAGGUAUCACAGUUGAUAGGAAUGGUUUCAUUUACUUUGUGGAUGGCACCAUGAUUCGGAAAAUUGAUCAAAAUGCUGUGAUCACAACUGUCAUUGGCUCAAAUGGACUGACAUCCACACAGCCAUUGAGCUGUGACUCGGGAAUGGACAUCACUCAGGUGCGAUUGGAGUGGCCAACAGACCUUGCAGUCAAUCCCAUGGAUAACUCAUUGUACAUCUUGGAUAACAACAUCGUCUUGCAAAUUUCUGAAAGUAGGCGUGUCCGGAUUGUGGCUGGGCGGCCCAUCCACUGUCAGGUGCCAGGGAUAGAUCAUUUCUUAGUCAGCAAGGUGGCGAUCCAUUCGACUCUGGAAUCGGCCAGGGCCAUUAGUGUCUCUCACAGUGGAAUCCUGUACAUUGCUGAAACAGACGAGAGAAAGGUGAAUCGCAUCCAACAAGUCACAACCAAUGGCGAAAUCUCUCUAGUUGCUGGAGCCCCCACGGACUGUGACUGCAAAAUUGAUCCUAACUGUGACUGUUUUUCAGGUGAUGGUGGCUACGCCAAAGACGCAAAACUCAAAGCCCCGUCUUCAUUAGCCGUUUCCCCCGAUGGUACUCUCUAUGUGGCUGACCUGGGGAAUAUCCGAAUCAGAGCUAUACGCAAGAACAGAGCUCAUCUGAAUGACAUGAACCUCUAUGAGAUUGCCUCCCCAGCUGACCAAGAACUCUAUCAGUUCACCGUCAAUGGAACUCACCUGCACACGUUAAAUCUGAUCACCAGGGACUAUGUGUACAAUUUUACCUACAAUAGCGAUGGAGAUUUAGGAGCAAUUAUUAGCAACAAUGGAAACUCCGUUCACAUUCGACGGGAUGCUGGUGGGAUUCCUCUGUGGCUAAUGGUGCCUGGGGGUCAGAUGUACUGGCUGACCAUAAGCAGCAAUGGUGUCCUAAAAAGAGUAUCCGCCCAAGGUUAUAACUUGGCCUUGAUGACCUAUCCAGGAAACACGGGCCUCCUGACAACCAAAAGCAAUGAAAAUGGAUGGACAACUGUUUAUGAGUAUGACCUUGAGGGCCAUCUGACCAAUGUCACUUUUCCUACUGGAGAGGUCAGCAAUUACCACAGUGACCUGGAGAAGCUCACCAAAGUGGAGCUGGACACUUCCAACCGAGAAAAUGUCAUCACAGCCACCAACUUUACAGCCACGAGUACCAUAUACAUUCUAAAACAUGAUAAUACCCAGAGUACCUAUCGUGUGAGCCCCGAUGGAUCCCUCCGGGUUACCUUUGCAAGUGGCAUGGAGAUCACUCUCAACACUGAGCCACACAUUCUCGCUGGGGCAGUCAACCCCACCUUGGGCAAGUGCAAUAUUUCCCUGCCUGGAGAGCACAAUUCUAACGUUAUUGAGUGGCGGCAGCGGAAGGAGCAGACCAAAGGCAACAUGUCGGCAUUUGAAAGGAGGCUACGGGCCCAUAACAGGAACCUGCUCUCCAUAGAUUUUGAUCACAUAACCCGCACAGGAAAAAUUUAUGACGACCAUCGGAAAUUCACCCUCCGGAUUCUUUACGACCAAUCUGGUCGUCCGAUUUUGUGGUCUCCCGUCAGCAGAUAUAAUGAAGUGAACAUCACCUAUUCACACUCGGGACUAGUAACUUACAUUCAAAGAGGGACAUGGACUGAGAAAAUGGAAUAUGACCAGGGUGGAAAGAUAAUUUCACGAACCUGGGCUGAUGGGAAAAUAUGGAGCUAUACUUACUUAGAGAAGGGCAGCAUUCUAGAUGCCAAACAGGCCCUCUACUCCAAGGAAUCUUUGUAUAGCCCUUCUACUGUGACGGCCCAAAGUACAAAAUCUGUGAUGCUCCUCUUACAUAGCCAGAGGCGUUACAUCUUUGAAUAUGACCAAUCAGACUGCCUCCUCUCAAUCACUAUGCCCAGCAUGGUGCGCCACGGCUUACAAACAAUGCUUUCAGUGGGUUACUAUAGGAAUAUCUACAGUCCUCCAGACAGUAGCACUUCGUUCAUCCAAGACUUUACCAGUGAUGGACGACUCCUGCAGACACUUUACCUUGGGACAGGGCGCAGAGUUCUCUACAAGUAUACUAAACAGUCCAGAUUGUCCGAGAUUCUCUAUGAUACCACUCAAGUCACAUUUACAUAUGAAGAGUCUUCUGGAGUGAUUAAGACAAUACAUCUGAUGCAUGAUGGAUUUAUUUGUACAAUCAGAUACAGGCAAACAGGUCCUCUUAUUGGACGCCAGAUUUUCCGAUUCAGCGAAGAAGGCCUUGUGAAUGCCCGAUUUGACUAUAGUUAUAACAACUUUCGGGUUACCAGCAUGCAAGCUGUCAUAAAUGAGACCCCUCUGCCGAUAGAUCUGUACCGUUAUGUUGAUGUUUCUGGAAGGACAGAGCAGUUUGGAAAAUUCAGUGUCAUCAACUAUGACUUAAACCAAGUUAUAACCACUACAGUCAUGAAGCACACUAAGAUCUUUAGUGCCAAUGGCCAAGUCAUUGAAGUGCAGUAUGAAAUCCUGAAGGCCAUUGCCUACUGGAUGACCAUCCAAUAUGAUAACAUGGGCCGCAUGGUUAUAUGUGAUAUCAGAGUAGGAGUUGAAGCGAACAUAACAAGGUACUUUUAUGAAUAUGAUGCUGAUGGUCAGCUUCAGACUGUCUCUGUGAAUGAUAAAACCCAGUGGCGUUACAGUUAUGACCUGAAUGGGAACAUCAACCUACUAAGCCAUGGAAAUAGUGCUCGCCUGACUCCUCUCAGAUAUGACCUCAGAGACCGCAUCACUAGACUCGGAGAAAUUCAGUACAAGAUGGACGAAGAUGGCUUUCUACGCCAGAGGGGAAAUGAUGUAUUUGACUAUAAUUCCAAUGGCCUACUGCAGAAAGCCUAUAAUAAGGCUUCCGGCUGGACCGUGCAGUACUACUACGAUGGGCUUGGGCGACGGGUUGCCAGUAAGUCCAGUCUAGGACAGCAUCUCCAAUUCUUUUAUGCAGAUCUUGGCAAUCCUAUCAGAGUUACUCAUCUGUACAAUCACAGCAGCUCAGAAAUUACGUCACUUUACUACGAUCUCCAAGGCCACCUCAUUGCAAUGGAGCUGAGCAGUGGGGAAGAAUACUAUGUAGCCUGUGACAAUACAGGAACCCCGCUGGCUGUGUUCAGUAGCCGAGGGCAGGUGAUAAAAGAGUUACUGUACACGCCCUAUGGUGAUAUCUAUCAAGACACUUAUCCAGACUUUCAAGUCGUCAUUGGUUUUCACGGAGGGCUUUAUGAUUCCCUCACGAAAUUAGUCCAUUUGGGACAAAGAGAUUACGACGUACUUGCUGGACGUUGGACAACACCUAAUCAUCACAUAUGGAAGCAUCUGAACACAUUUCCAAAACCAUUCAAUCUCUACUCAUUUGAAAAUAACUAUCCUGUUGGCAAAAUACAAGAUGUUGCUAAAUACACCACAGAUAUUGGAAGUUGGUUGGAGCUAUUUGGUUUCCAGUUACACAAUGUUCUGCCUGGAUUUCCAAAACCAGAACUAGAAAGUGUGGAGUUAACCUAUGAGCUUCUGCAGCUUCAAACAAAAACUCAAGAGUGGGAUCCUGGCAAGACUAUCCUGGGUAUUCAAUGUGAGUUGAAAAAACAACUUAGAAGUUUCAUUUCCUUAGACCAACUUCCUAUGGCUCCCAGAUAUAGUGAUAGGAAAUGUCUCGAAGGAGGAACACAUCCCAGGUUUGCCGCUAUUCCGUCUGUAUUUGGAAAAGGUAUAAAGUUUGCCAUCAAAGAUGGCAUUGUGACUGCAGACAUCAUAGGAGUAGCCAACGAAGAUAGCCGCCGAAUUGCCGCCAUCCUCAAUAAUGCUCAUUACCUGGAAAACCUGCACUUUACCAUUGAUGGGCGGGAUACUCACUACUUCAUUAAACUCGGCUCUCUGGAGGAAGACUUGGCUCUUAUAGGUAACACAGGAGGGAGGCGGAUUUUGGAGAAUGGUGUCAAUGUUACUGUGUCCCAGAUGACUUCUGUGAUGAAUGGGAGGACUAGACGCUUUGCAGAUAUACAGCUCCAACAUGGUAGUCUGUGCUUUAACAUUCGGUAUGGGACAACUGUAGAAGAGGAAAAGAAUCAUGUGUUAGAAAUUGCCAGACAGCGAGCUGUUUCCCAGGCCUGGACUAAGGAACAGAGGAGGUUGCAAGAAGGGGAAGAGGGGAUUAGGGCAUGGACAGAGGGAGAGAAGCAACAGCUUUUGAGCACUGGGAGGGUCCAAGGGUAUGAUGGCUAUUUUGUCUUGUCUGUUGAGCAGUAUCUAGAACUUUCUGACAGUGCCAACAAUAUUCACUUUAUGAGACAGAGCGAAAUAGGCAGGAGGUAACAAAAAAAAUCUCUGCCUUUGCGUCACCAAAGACUGCCUGUUUUUAAAACAUAAAAUGGUUUAUUGUAUUGGUUUUCUAGAUCAGAACUCUGUAUGUGUAAAUAUGGAGGAAAAACAUAUCCAACUGCCUUUCAAUGUGACAGAAGAUGGUAUUUUAACAUUGUUUCUUUAAACUCUUUAAGAAAUGACAGAUAAGAUUUUUAGUUCUCGUGUGGCAGUAUUCAAAAUACCACAAGUACAGCUCAAAGAAAGCCUAAAUUUUCAGAAAGCACCACUCUACAUUUGUCGUGUUGAGAGUGUGUUGAGAUAACAAAUGAGAGAACCCAAGGUUCUAUUUCUCUAUUGUGACAUGCUGUUUCAUCUUUAACUGUCAAGCUAACUUGCAUACUAUUUUCAAAGUUUCUUCAAAGUCUUUACAUUUCUAAAGACUGCUGACCAUUUCACAUUUUACAGAGCUGUUAUAGAAAACUUCAGAAUCAUCAGUAAGAAAAUGUCCUCAGACCUCAUCUAUCUCUCUGAGCACAUUUCCCUUUACUCCCUGGAAGUAAAUGCUAUGUAUGUUGUACUUAUUGAGUGCUGUCUAACGCUUUUCUGUGGGCUUAGUAGUAGUGUCUAUAUGAUACCAAGCAUCUGGCCAACUCACUCUUUCCAAAUCGGUCUGUCUGGAUUCCAGUUUUCACCAGACUGACCAGGUGUAUUGGCAUUGCAUAAACACAAUCUUUGGUCAUUUAUUAACCUGACUGGGACAUCUCGCAUUUCUGUAUUGGGUUUGUUCAUGGCAUCACGCCUGAUGAUGCAGAGUUCCUACUGUGCUAAAGGCUUAAAUGUACUCAGAAGUAAUUUGCGUAGGAAUUUGAAACAGCUGUAUGAGGUAAUCGAAGUGCUUAGAAAGAGUACAUGAGACCUAAGAGCUGAAAACUAGACAUGGUGCUUAUUUACUUACUUACACAAACUGCCAUCUAUGGUGUAACUAAUAUACCAAAGGCUAUUAACAUGCCAAACUCCCAAGAGAAGAGGCACCAAACCAGCAUCCUAAUGGUUGGCAUCAUGUGCUCCCACUUCCACAUUUAUCUUUCCAGUUUUAUAGCUAUUCCUUGAACAUUUCCCAACCACAUUUAUGACAUUUAACAAAGCGAAUUCCAAAGCCUCUCCAGCCCAAGUAUUUCAAUUAAUUGGAGGGUGGGCAGAUUUAAGUCAUAAAUCAUUGAUUUCGUUUGCUUCAGCUCUCUGCCUACUUAUUUAAUCAGCCCCCCCUUUAUGGGAAUAUGGCUAUUUUCUAAGAAGGUUUUGGCUCACUUUGGACUUGGAAAUAUUGAGCCAGGAUCACUUAUUUUUUUGCCACGACUCUUGCUUGAAAAGAAACCACUUAGUACACACACAAUCUGGAAGAUAUUGCAUCAAGUGGCUAGAACUCUAAGUACGGAGCACUCCAGUGUGACUCCCAAGCCAACUUCAGAGCUUUCAUGAGGCCAGAGAGUUUAGGGUGUACAGCUAUAGUUGGGCAUGUUUCUGGCUACCCACUUGCACGAGGUGGUCCUUACCCUCGUUUUUUGAUGACAGAUUCUUUUCAAAACAUCUCCACCUAGAUUAUACAAUCACGUAAAGGUUUUCACAAGAGCCGAACCAAGUGAAGGCAAGGGUCCACAGACAGGAGAGUGAGGCUGUGUCCAAACGUUCAUUUCCAAAGUCAUCGGGUUGGCAUUAAUUACCAUUCCAUUCUUACACAGGUGUUUAAACUAAGAGAGGUCCUGCCCUCUCAUCUGUGUUUGUUUGGAAGCUCACAAUUUUGAAAGACUGCUAAUCCAGACCAAUAUGAAUGGUACAGCAUUUCUUCAGGAUGGAAUACUAGAAUUUCUAAGGAACCAACUUGUUGAAAAUUUGAAUACUUCCACACCAGCCUAAAAAUGGACCUUCAGUUCGUAGAGGCUCUGAUGUUCUUUCAAACAAACAAAUGAAAAUUUAAUUUAUCAACUCUUAGAGCAAGUGCAUUCAUAAAUUUGACGAUGUAUUUUAUCACUGAUCCAAAUGUCGAUAUUAGAGUCUAUUUUCCUUAUAGUUUAAGCAAUCAUAGUUUUUUGCAAUUCACAGAUGUAUCAAACUGCUUUAAAUAUCCAUUAGAAACAAUUAGUUGAAGCUUUUCCUUAAGAGUAAUUACCUUGUAUUGUUCAUUUCUCAUUUGUAAUACAUAUUUCAUUAGCUUGUGCCUUUAGUUUCUUAAAGUUAUAUUUGUAUUCUAUUCAGGAAAUGCACUUUCUAUUACUUAAAGCUGUGGUUUUAAUACUGCCUUGAAAUACCACUUUCCUCUUUCCUACCCCAAAAGGUUAGCAUUAGUGGGUAGUAUUGCUAACAGAUAUUUUAGAAUAAUUUCCAAAUGAGAAGGUUUAUUUGCCAUAUACUCAAUGGAAAAGGUAGAAGGCCUUUAUUGUGCAUUCUUUGGAAAUUUGAAAGAGUCCAAUUGCAUUUCCUGAUGAAAGUGGAAGCCUUACACAAAUUAUUCAUGAGAGACAGGGGAGGGAGAAGCUAUAAAGCCAAGCACCAUUCAACUAAGUUACUGGGAGAGACUAUAGCUGGAGUCUCUCACUUGAAAGAAACAGGCUGAGAUGGAGGCAGAGAGUAAAUACUUCUUCUCCAUGUUUGUUUUUGCCAGCCAGACCACCUUCGUUUUUUCUCUUUAAAAAAUUGUUUUUGCACUGAACAUUUUUCAAGAUCCAAUUGAGCAUCAAAAUGCCACUUUAAUGGGCAUCUAGAUAGUUAUCUUUACAUUGCCAACAUAAGGACUGUGGAUCAGCAGCUGCAUGACUCCACAAAAACACCAGAAAACUUUUCACAUCCGCGUUACCUUGACGGUAACCCUCUCCCAUGCUAAACUAGGUAAAUGUCUUCUUUUAACCCUGCUAAAAAAACCAAUAUGUAAAAUAACUUUCCUUUACCGCCAGUUUAUCUAGGAGACCUAGACUAUAUAUAAAUAUAUAUAUUAACUAUAUUAAAAAUAUAUAUCUAUAACCUACACGACAUAGACAAGUAUACAAAAAGUUGACAGUGCAUAAUUUGGUAUGCUAACGGCUUAGAUGGACAGUUAUAAAAUUUCCUGAUUUUAAUGCCUUUUCUUUUUAUCAUUUUCAUGCACAUUUUCAAGCAUUUCUUUAUGUGCAUUCUAUGCUGCUUCAAACAAAAUUUUCCUGACCACCCCAGGCCCUCAUUGUACUUAGACCUGAGAUACAGGCGGGGCAAAGCGGUUGGUUAAGAUGCAAAGAUGCAUUCACAUCUGAUGACAAGCAGAAUAAUGGUGUUCAGUGAUAACUAGCCAAGGUACAGGAACCAAGCACUGCGAGAAACAUUUGGGAGCAUUUAGCUAUCUCAGUUUGUGGAAAAACAGAAGCCUACAGACUGGAUGAAAAACACUCCUUGGUUUGUUUUUGGUUUUUUUUUUUUUGGAGAAAUUCAAGUAAACAUAGCUGACCUGUCUAGUAAUUCAGAUCUCAGAGUGCUCUUCUACAGCCUACUAUAAGGUAUGCGGGGCGGGGGGGUGGGGGGGAAUGAAAAUUCAAUCACACAACAGUGACUUAUUUCAGAGUGUCCUUCAUACAAAAGCUAUUUAGGACCAAAGUAUAUGACUUUGUGUAAAAGGAAGCAACUUCCUGAACAGUAACUGAAAAUACUUUGAGUUCAACUUGCUGUGGAGUUCGUCUUGGCGAUUGUCAUCUUACAUUAUUUGUCAAAGAAAAAUGUGUUUGGCAGUUUCAAAUCUUUCCUUAGAUUUAGUGGUGGAUUUUAACCUCUUAAGUAAAUGUUAGUAUAUCAGAUUGUGUCCUUGAAAAAUAUUUUACUUGUAUGAACCAUGACGAUGUCUAAAUCUUAAUAUUCUUCUGGCAAAAGUAUCCGUGAGAAAGUUGAAGCCUAGCCUUUAUGUCACAAAACUCUUUCUUUUUAGCUGCUUACUUUCUCAUGAAAAGUAAAGAUGUUUACAGUGUAUGCCAAGAUUUUCCAUUUCAAUAUAACAGUUAGAGGUUCUAAUCAUACUGAAAAUUGUGUUUUCAUGGCCUGAGCCACUGUUGCUAGGAAACAAUAGUUCCAAUUUUGUAUCCUGCUCUAACUCCUGUGCUCAAAAGUGACUGGAUACUGUACAGGUUCACGUUUGUUGUAUGGCUACAGUUACAUGGUCUUUUGCAUUUUGCUCUGGUUUUAAAGCCAGAAGCAUGCAUUUUUCUACAAGAGCAUCACAACAACAUGGUGUAAAUAUUUAAGGUUAAUAUUGUGUGUCGAUAUUUGAAAGAAGUACUUUGAAUAUUUCAUUUGUAAAAAAUAAAACUGCAAUCAUAACA